UCUAGCGGUGGAGGAGGCUUUGGUGGCAGUGGACUUGGUGGUUUUGGCAGCAGCUCAGGCACUGGGUUUGGAGGUGGCUUUGGCAGCGGCUCAGGACCUGGUUUUGGAGGUGCUUUUGGCACUGCUGGUGCUGGGGAUGGUGGCCUUCUUUCUGGCUCCAAAAAAGAAACUAUGCAGAACCUCAAUGACCGCCUGGCUGCUUAUCUGGACAAAGUACGAUCUCUGGAGGACGCCAAUACUGAGUUGGAGCGCAAAAUCCGCGAGUGGUAUGAGAAAAACGGCCCUGGCGCUGGCAUCCCUGGGUCUGGGAAUGACUAUAGUAAAUAUUAUCCUAUAAUUGAAGAUCUUCGAAACAAGAUCAUUAAUGCAACUAUCGACAAUGCAAGAAUCAUUCUGCAGGUCGAUAAUGCCAGACUGGCUGCGGAUGAUUUCAGACUGAAAUAUGAGAAUGAAGUGGCUCUUCGUCAGAGUGUGGAAGCUGACAUCAAUGGUCUGCGCAGAGUUCUUGAUGAGCUGACCUUGACAAGAGCUGAUUUGGAGAUGCAGAUUGAAAGCCUGAAUGAAGAACUGGCUUAUCUCAAGAAAAACCAUGAAGAGGAGCUUCAGGGCAUCCAAAGCACUACAGUUGGUCAAGUCAGCGUUGAAAUGGAUGCUGCUCCAGGAAUUGACCUGACCAAGCUUUUGAAUGACAUGAGGGGACAGUAUGAAGUCAUUGCGGACCAAAAUCGUAAAGAGGCUGAAGCAUGGUUCAAUGAAAAAAGUGGGGAGCUGAAAAGGGAAAUCUCCACCAAUACUGAGCAGCUUCAGUCAGGAAAGNNNNAGAUCACAGAUUUAAAACGGACUCUCCAGAGCCUGGAAAUUGAACUACAAUCCCAGCUGGCCAUGAAAAAAUCCCUUGAAGACACUUUAGCAGAAACGGAAGGAGGUUACUGUGCUCAGCUUUCACAAAUGCAACUUCAGAUUGGGAACCUGGAGUCUCAGCUGUUCCAGGUCAGGGCUGAUAUGGAGCGCCAGAAUGCAGAGUAUCAACAACUUCUGGACAUCAAGACUCAUCUGGAAAUGGAGAUUGAAACCUAUCGUCGCUUGCUGGAUGGCGAGUUUGUGUAAGUAACUAAUUUACAUAAAAUAUCUCCUUUGUUUGACUCAGAUCCUACCAAAACUAGAAAGAUCAAGACAAUCGUCGAAGAAGUGGUAGAUGGAAAAGUUAUUGCAUCCCAUGUUAAGGAAGUUGAAGAGAAGAUAUAA
Egretta garzetta (little egret) is the source of this 1245-nucleotide messenger RNA. Its product is annotated as keratin, type I cytoskeletal 12-like. The record is from RefSeq and is a predicted model, not a curated record. Lineage: Eukaryota; Metazoa; Chordata; Aves; Pelecaniformes; Ardeidae. Gene Ontology annotation, molecular function: structural molecule activity. The transcript has 9 exons.